Molecule: messenger RNA, 2919 nt
Organism: Zeugodacus cucurbitae (melon fly)
Lineage: Eukaryota; Metazoa; Arthropoda; Insecta; Diptera; Tephritidae
Exons: 9
Coding region: 921-2699 (592 amino acids)
Molecular function (GO): protein binding
Source: RefSeq, a predicted model, not a curated record
AAGGCAUUAACCAAAAUCUGAACAACAACAAAAGGCAAAAGAAUAUACAAUAAGCGAGGUGAGUGUGUGAUUUUUUCGCUACCUGUGUGCCUGGACCGGCGGCACUGAGCCCUGAGAGGAGCUGCUUGCUUAACCAAAUACACUGCAGAGACCGUGAUCUGCGAACAGAACCAAACUACAAUUAGCGCAUUGUGCCGCCGAAUUGAAAGCAAAUACGCUCAGUCGCAACGGAUUCGCGAGAGUGAGCGCAACGAGUGUAUGAGUUCCGGAGUUGACGGCAAAACGCGAAAACGGCCAAAUUGUUUGGAAGGCAUAUACAUACAUACAUAUCAAGGGCCGGCUUAAAGGGAGCAGCACACUUGCAGCCGGUUGCGGUGUGUGGCACAAGGCAGACAAAAACAAUUUGUAGCACUGUGUGCCGCAGGAAUUUGUGUAAAGUGAAAGAUCUUGCUAAGAAAUUUUCAUUCAAUAUAAGGCGCUGACGACGGAAACACGUUAAGUGCCUUUCAAUUAAAAACAUAUCGGUUGCUAAACAAGAUACAAUAAAAAAUACAACAACAAAAAAUUGCUAACAGCACGUGCGCCAAACUGCUUUCAAAGAAUAUAUACACAAAUCUCUGCGUAGAUCCACAUGAAAAGACUAAAGUGACAAACGUGAACGCACGCACAAUAAAUAAUUAGUUGCCGCCGCUGUCGACAGCAACAAACAGACAGAGUUUAGCGGCAAGCGCGUGUAGAGAGCAACACAGAAAGAAAAAAACAAUUAAAACUAACAACUAGUGUGUUGCCGCGAGCCAACUUUGUUGCAACAUUAAUUAACAGAUAUAAAUUCAAAACAACAACAACAACCCAGAGAAUAACACAACACAACUGAGAGUAUUCGCGCUCAGUUUGUCCCCACAAAACGGUGUGCAACAACAAUGGGCACACGUGUUCCACCACCUUGCCCCACACCAUUACACUGCGAUCAGGCUGCUAUGGCUGGCCUGCCACAGCUCAUCACCGACUUGCAACGUCUGUCCGAGGAUCAGGAGAGCGCCGAUUUAGUAUUCAUUUGUGGACGUGAGGAGGAACGUAUUUAUGCGCAUCGCAUUUUGUUGAUGGCACGCUGCAAGAGCUUUAAGACAGCUAAACGUGGCGAAAUCUGUCGCAUACCCGGCUGUUCGGUGUCACCAGCAGCGCCAGGUACACCCACACCAGUGCGAUUGCCGCAUGUCAAUCCGGAUGUGUUUCGCCAAUUCAUCGUUUAUGUCUACACAGCGAAGAUUAUGCUGCAAGAUUCACGUGUCUUUGAGAUGAUGACACUCGCACAAGAUAUGGGUGUGGAAGAAUUGCGUGCAGCUUGCGAAGAUCAUGUCAUAUCAACACUAUCUGUAGACAAUGCAUGCACAUUUCUCACUUCCGUCAUGGAAAUACACGAAAAAGCAGGUGCCAAAUGUGCCGCUUCCUUUAUGGAGCGCUGCAUUAUUUACAUUGGCGAGAAUGCCAGCGAGUGUGCUAAGACCAAUGCCUUUCUCAAUUUAACCAAGGAUGCAUUAGUCAAACUAAUAUCUUCAGAUUAUUUUUGCCUCGAAGAGGAAGACGUUUGGCGUUGUGUGCUCGCCUGGGCUAAAAAUCAAGCUGGUGUCACACAACCCACCGCACAUUGGACUGAGGAGGAACGUGCACGUGUUUGCCAACAUCUCUCAGGCGUUAUGUGUCAUGUACGUCUGCUGCUAAUCGAUAGUCAAGUAUUUGCUGAAGAAGUGGAACCAACUGGCGCUGUGCCGAUGGAAUUGUCAUUGGAACGUUAUCGUUAUGCAGCUUUGCAUUCAAAUAAAGGUGGCGGUGGUGUUAAUGCUGGGCAAAUGCUACCAUCUAUACCGGGGAUGACCGAAGAUGAUAAACGUUUGCAACCAAGACUAACAGUCAACAUGUUUCCAGGUUCGCAGUUGUUGCGGAAUGAUAAACUGCAUUUACAGAGUGUGCUAAAUGGAUGGUACGGUAUGCCCAAACAAUCUUGGCGUUUGGUUUUCCGCGCAUCAACUCAUGGUUAUUCAUCAAGCGCUUUUCAUCGCUACUGUGAUGGCGUAGCACCCUGUUUUGUUGUUGGCAUUGGUUCACGUGGCGAACUAAGCGGUGGCUACACUGAUGUUGCCUGGGCAAAAACUAAUCGUAAAGGCGGUUAUAUACAUUCAGAGCGUGCUUUUCUCUUUGCACUUAAUCCCGCUGGCGGUGAUCCACCAGUGAAGUUCGAUAUUAUUAAAAAACCGUAUGCAAUCUGCUAUCAUCCAGACUGCGGUCCAAUUUUUGGUGCUGGCGCCGAUUUACUUAUAGCGAACAAUUCCAACACCAAUAUGGACUCCUACUCGAAUUUACCGCACUCAUAUGAUGGUCCAAAUGCCACUUAUUUAACACUCUUUGGUGAUUACAAUUUUACGGUUGUCGACUAUGAAGUCUACACAUUGUCCACGAAUACAACAGCAGGUAUGGGCGGCGGUAGCGCUGGAAAUAAUGGCAACAGCAGCGUUUCUGGAAAUAAUGCAAGCAACAACAAUAACAAUAAUACAUCCUACAGCAAUACUGGCAAUAACAAUAGCAGCGGCAAUUUGUCAACAAAUGUUGGCGGUGGCGGCGGCAGUGCUGCCGGUGUAGGUGGUAAUGGCAGUGGCGGUGGCGGCACUGUCGGCAUGCACAAACCAAAAUAUGAGCGUUAUUGAUUGGUUGUUGUUUACGCAGUUUGUUUGAUGUAUGUUUUUGUGUACUUAUGUAUGCCUUUUAAUUGUAUUUCUUUAUUUGUAAGUACCAUUUGUGCCUUGAGAUAAUUUUGCGUACUUUUGUAGUUUUUUAGCGUAUGAUAUAAUGCGUGAUCUUGUACUAUUAGUGUAGUAAUUUUGCUAUAUUUCAUUAUUUGCUAUUAAAAAUUUGAUAUUCAUAUGA